This is a messenger RNA of Ornithorhynchus anatinus (platypus), 5974 nucleotides long. Its product is annotated as germinal-center associated nuclear protein-like. Gene Ontology annotation, molecular function: RNA binding. The record is from RefSeq and is a predicted model, not a curated record. Bases 323 to 5893 code for a protein of 1856 amino acids. Gene Ontology annotation, biological process: mRNA export from nucleus. NCBI's taxonomy places the organism in Eukaryota, Metazoa, Chordata, Mammalia, Monotremata, Ornithorhynchidae. The transcript has 28 exons. Gene Ontology annotation, cellular component: cytoplasm; transcription export complex 2; nucleus.
AACCGGGCCGUUAAGCCGUACUUCAAUAGCAUAACUGAAAUACUUCCAGUGAAAUCCAUCAGGUCUCGUAGCGGUUACUGAGAGGGAAAGCUGUAUCUCCAAAAGAAAACCUAAUCUUGAUCCGUGCCGCCUCCCGGAGGAUGGAGCUCAUGGAUUGCGCUGUGGCGUUUGGCCACAGCUCCUACUAACUCGUCCUGCAAAACCAGUGAGGAAAGAUUCUCUUUUAAGCCGUCCUUAUAGCGCCAGAGACGACUCACACCGUCUCUCCAUUUAUGCUGGUGUUGAUGCUCAGAAACAGAAUCGAGACAAACCACAAAAAGAGAUGAAUCAGAUCAGUCAUGAACUUGCCAAGCAGCCUGAGACUUCCUCAGAAACAUCUGCAAAAUCAAUAAGAUUUCCUCACCAUGAUUCUUCUGCCUCGGGAAAGGGAAGCGGAAGGUCUAAAAUGUACGGAACGCUUGGAUCACAUUCAGAACUGGGCACAGCUAACUCAGCUCAAACAGUGGGUAUAGGUUCAGCUAGGAAAACUGAACACUCUACUGAACUUCACGUGGCUUCCUCUCACAUGGCUAGUUCACCUCCUGCUACGUAUUUUUUCAAAACUGAUGAAGAAAGGCCCACUUUUAAUUCGGUUACCAGCUUUGGAGAUCUCCCCAGCAUUUCUCAUCUAAGAUACUCUUCAGGAGAACCCUCGAGGUACGUCAUUAGGAAAUCAAAAUGCAGUUUUCAGUCCCCAGAAAAGUUAAUGUUUGAAUCACUUCUUAGUGCUGGGCUGGAUAAAACAGCAAACCAGAUGACCCGACUACCUUGCAGACAUUCUUGUUCACUUAACGGUGAGCCUGAGGGACAGAAGACUUCAUACUUUUCUCAAGAACCGUUUUUCCCAGCGAUGAGAACAAACGUUCACUUUGCAAAUCGAGCAAGAAGCACUAAUUUGCCAUUUUCUUUCACUUCUUCACAUUCAAGUAGAAAAGGGAACAGGGCAAAAAAAGCCCCUGAACCACCAUUUGAAAGAACUAUUAGCAAUUUUACAAGUACACCUUCUGGGGAGUCCUUGCGAGUCAGCCAAAGAACGAAACAGGAGCAGAAAAAUGUACAAGCUUCCACUAGGCCUCGAAAAAGACUGCAAUAUGAUGCUUUUAAGAAACAAGAACAUGGACCCAUGGGGGACCAUUCUGUAAAUAAAUACUUUAAUCCUUUGAAUCGAUCAUUUAAAGAUGCUUUAGCAACCAUGACCCAAAAUAAUUCUGAAACAACCACGCAAAUGACUCUAACAGAAGCAGAUCAGUUUGCUAAACAGCAAUCAAGAAAAUUUAAAAAACAGAAAACUGAAUAUAUGGAAAGGAUAAAGAAAGGCACAACCGAUUUUUCUCUUCCUCAUCGGAAUCAAAACAGUGCGAAAUCUGACCACUUGUUGCCGAAUGGCCGCUCUGCCAUUCAGUGUAAACAUAUUCCUUAUCACCUUAAUAACAAGGUUGUUCUUAAAAAGUAUUUUAGUCAAUUUGGAAAUGUGCAGGAGGUCUAUAUCAAACGCAACAAAUACAUGGCAGUUAUCUACUUUGGUGAUCAUGUUUCUGCUGGGGCUGCCCUGGCAAAGGAAAAGGGGAAGAGAUUACAUAGAAACAUCGUUAUGUUUUGGCACAACCAAAAAUCAAGAAUUGGAAAGGAAGAAUAUUUAGCCAAAGGAAAAAAAAUAAGAAAAAACAAUAAAAGUGAAGAGGAAAACCAUCAGAAUUUUUCUCUUCAAAAGCCUUCAGUAAAAUCUUUAGGCAAUGAUAAUCUGCCUAGCAAGAGCCUUUCACUUACAAAACUUGAACUUCUAAGGGGACUAAACCAAGAGGAAGAACUAUUUAGUUCUGAUGCUCAAAUGAAGCACCCAGAAAGUGUGAGAUCAGCGGUAUAUGGUGUCAGCAGUUUGAUGAGCAGAACUGCAAAGACUUCUGAAGAGAAAUAUAGAAUCCUCGAGCAAAGGGAUAAAAUCCUAAGACUAGCUCACAUAAAAAGAACUGAUUUGGAUAAAGCAAAACCCAUUGUUGGGACAUGUCCGGAUAUGUGUCCUGAAAAAGAACGCUACAUGAGAGAAAGCAGACAGCAACUCAGUAUUUUUGAAUUGCUUCCCGGAACAAGCAAGGUGGACCACACAGCAGCAAUUAAAGAAUAUAGCAGAUCAUCAGCCGAUCAGGAAGAGCCACUGCCUCAUGACCUUCGACCUUCAAGUGUCCUGAGCAUGACAAUGGAUUACUUAAUUACCCACGUGAUGAACAAAAUGGAAGGAAACACCCGAGAGUGGUAUGAUUUUAUUUGGAACAGGACACGUGGUGUAAGAAAGGACAUAACUCAGCAGAAUCUCUGUGACCCUCUGACGGUGUCCUUGUUAGAGAAGUGUACGCGAUUUCACAUCCACUGUGCUCACCACCUCUGCGAGGAGCCCGUAUCCUCCUUCGAUGCUAAAAUCAACAAUGAGAACAUGAUCAAAUGCCUCCAGUCCCUGAAGGAGAUGUACCAGGACCUAGCAAACAUGGAUAUUUACUGUAAGAGAGAAGCAGAGUUCAGAGCUUACAGUGUUCUGCUGAAUCUUAAUAACGGAGACGUACUCAGGGAAUUACAGCAAUUUCAGCCCACUCUUUGCAACUCACCUGAGGUUGUAUUUGCGGCUCAAGCUCUAAUUGCUUUAAACACCAAUAACUUUGUGAAAUUUUUCAAAUUGGUUCAGACGGCUUCCUAUCUCAAUUCCUGCAUCUUGCAUAGUUAUUUUAACCAGGUUCGCAGAAAUGCUCUGAAGAUUCUUAAUACUGCUUAUACUAUAAACUCUCAAAGAUCAACCACUUUUCCUCUGCGUGAUCUGAUGCACAUGUUGCUGUUUAGAGAUGAUAAAGAAGCAGCGGAUUUUGUGACUUACUAUGGUCUCCAUGUUUCUAAUGGCUGGGUUCAACUGAACCGUUUAAGAUUCAAGGAAUCCAAGAGGUGCUUCAAGCCCAAGAUAUCAGCGUUUAUUAAAGAGAAACUAACUGGGUCAAUUGGAGAAAUUAUAAAUGGAGGGCCAUUACCCUCGGUAAUUCAACACAUACCAGUAUGUAGCUUCAACAAGGAGAAUUUAUACACAGGAGAGAAUUCUGAAAUAGAGCCAUCCAACAGUGACCAGAAAACCAAUUUGAAUAUGACAGCUCUUCCCGAAAGAAGUAAAGGAGACCUAGGAUCGGUGGUACAUCCUGAUCGCGUACCACCGGCUCAGCCUUGGACUCGACCACCGUCAGCCUGCGAUUCUCUUCCACAGUCCCCGUUUCAGGGCCUUUCGCAGAAAGAGCACCGGCAACGGCCACCGUUUGACUUUCAAUCCCAGCCACGGUUUUAUCAUCCGUUAUCAAUUUCAGCUCCUCCUCUAGCUCCUACGCUAACCGAGCAACCUCCUCCGCAUCUAUCGCGACCCGUGCUUCCGUCUCUGAACGCUUUCCUGGAACUGGACAUCAAAGAAGUGGUGGAAGAGCUUGUCCAAGAUAUUGUUGAAGAAGAAUGUCAAGAAAUCAUCAAUUUCUCUACUGCAUUAUGCUACACUCCUAAGGAAGGUCAAAGAGCGCAAAUAUUUUCUUGUUCUGAGGAGACCUGCAUUAACCUAGUAACUCUUUUUCUGGAAGAUGAAAUUUUCCAGACAGCCCGGGAAACCUUACAGGAAUUUCAGCAUUUCCACAAGUGUUUGUGGCGUUGGAGAAAUGUGGUUAUAAAUCAGAAAAAAAUGAAGCGCAAGCUCAGAGUAUUCCCAGCUGCACCAUGUUACGUUGAGAACACAAAUGAACUGAAGGCAUUAUUGCCCAGUGCAGAAUGCCCUAUUCCUAAGGAGUAUUUUUCUAAGGGGAUCUUGGAUCUGGGGCAUGCAGGAAAACUGGGAAUCUCCUGCAUCAGAUUAAAUAGGCUGAGAAAUGAGAUGAUACAUCAAAUGAAGGUUCAGUAUUUUUACCAGAAGUUACUGAGAGAAGCAGCCUGGACUCCACUGGAUCUUCCAUCACUUAUCUCUGAACACCUCGCACUUCAAAGAGAACACGUGUUUUGGAAGGUGGUUUUAGUUUUGCCGGACAACGAAAUGCAUCCAUCCGGAGAUCUCAGCAGAAUUCUAGGAAAUUGGUUAAAAGUCAAAUUCAUGGGAGCUGAAAUUUCUAAAAAAGUAAACAACAAUGCUAAAGACAAAAUCCAGACACUUGCACUGUUUCAGUAUAUUAAGCAACAAGAAGACUGGGCAACCCAAGUAAAUGUGUGUGUAAAGGUAGUCCAAGGCAUUCUCAGUGACGCAGAACUGGAGACGGCUAAAAGUCAGAAGGAUUUUCUUGGAACCAGUGGCUUCAUUCUCCUCCUUCCAGUGAGAGAGAAAAAUGAAGAUUCAACCAAAAUAGAUGAAUUCUGGUUUUCAGCAUUGCUUCAGUUGAGAAAGUUGCUUGAGGCCAAGCCUGUCCUUCCAGUUAUACCUCUAAUAAUCCUAGUUCCCAUUCAGGGAAAAGAUGAAAUAGAAAAAGAUGUGGAAAAGGGUCUCCUGCUGCAGGACUUAAUUUCAAGUGAACUCAUUUCUGAUUACAUUAUUGUUAAGAUAUCUAGUUUUUUAAAUGACUUGGAAGCCAACCUCCAGGUCUCUAAGGCAGUGAAAUGGUUGGCUUCUCAUUCCCCUCGCCACCCCAAACUCUGCUGCCAAACUCUUUCUCAAUUCGUGGAAGAUGGGGUUCACCGCGAGUUCAGUCGACGUUUUUUCUGGGACCGGAAAGAGAGGCGUUUAGCUGGACUGGCAUCGCAGAAGCCCGGGCCUAUCAUUGACCUCUACAACAGUGUACUGCAAUUCCUUGCCGACGUCAUAUCCUCAGAAUGGUUAAGUAAUCUCUCGUGGCCCGUACCUGAGUUUGCCGAACCCGAGGGUACCGGGCAGCUUCCUCACCUCUACUGGAAUACACCACGUCACCUUGCCUGGCUGAAAGAAGCAGUACUCUCCUUCCAGAUCCCGCAGAUAGACAUCCCUCCUUCAGCUCCUUGGAAUUUUAUUUGCACCACAAUUUUUCAGUAUAUUUCUCAGAUUCCCAGUUCACAUCAAACUCAACCAGUUCUGCAGGUUCAAGUGGAGAAUUUACUGAGCGGAAUCUACUUCAAGUUAAAGGACAAAGAGUUAGCCUCAUCCGGAGAGGGUGGAUUUUCAGUCAAAGACAUCCCUUGGGAUGCUAUCAUUUCUUUAUGCAUUAACCAUAGACUGAAGGAUUGGAUGCCCCUGACAUUACCGACCGUGUCAGAAGCCCUGAGCAGAGAUGGAGAAAUACGCGUUUACUUUUCUAAGGACCAUUUAAGUGAAUUCACUCGUCCUUCGUCGUGGGAACGGGCCAGGUUGAGAACCCAGAGGGAGAUCCAGCAGAGUUAUGAACGUUCAGUGAGCGACUCUAACCAGUCUUCGAAGCCGAAUGACGGAUUGGGAAUGACUGUAGAGCGGAACGAUGGCCGCGGGCGCGUCACACCUGGCAAAAAGAAGGAAUACCUCCCUGUGGAAGCUUCAGAUCCCUCCUUCUCCAGAGAGGAACUGCUCUCAGCUCAUCUUUCGACCUGCCUUCAGCAAGAAAGGGAAGAAAGCAAAAAGUUCGAAGAUCAGAUUCAGCAGUGGUUGACGGAAGACCCUGGACAACUCAAAGUGUCUCUGCCUCAGCAAUUUACUCCAGUAAAUUUACUUCAGCCUGUUGCAUUAGGAGUCAACACCCCCGCAUUAAUUGAACUGCAGGUUUCGAGACAGAUGGAAAACACACGGUCUAUGCAGGAACCAAGCACCUCACUGUCCAAGCGCCUGCGACACUUGGAAAACCUAAUUAGAGCUACCAGGGAAGAAGAUAGGGUUUUCGAUCUUCAGCUUUCCACUCUGAGAGACUUAGGAGGUAUUUGAUCAGCGCUAGGGCUAGAAGUGCACGCCGAAGCCAAGAGUGUCAGAUAAGAAAAAUAAACUAGUGAAUUGUUCCCGGUGGAA